UGCCAGUCAUAGGAUUAUUUUGACAGUUUUGCCUUUUGACAAGUUUGUGUAAUGGUUCAUGGCGUUCAUGGUGGAUUUUAGUAAUUGGUUUUUCCAAUAAUUUUCCAAAAAUUGUUUACCUUUUGCCGAAAAAAACGGAAACAUGAAUUCCUUAUUGAGCUACGGAAGUGACGAUGAUUUCGACGAUUCACCAGAUGAAAGGAGCGUGCCUGUUGAAUCAUCAAGGAACAUUCGCAAGCAGGAUGAUACAAACUAUGAUGAGGUGCAAAUGAGCCUUAGUGAGACCUAGUAACCGAGAGACCAGAUCACGAAAAUGCCAAUAGUGAACAUCCAUUAGCAUCGAUUCUUUGAUGACCGGUAAAAUGCUGCGAUAGGUAAGAGACACUUUUAUCCCCAGGACUCCAACGAUGAGUCGAAAUCCUCUCCGGCCCAAAGAGGAAGGUACAGUCCGAAAAAUAAAGAGGAUAAGCGGAGAAAAGAUCGACCAGAUCGAGAUAGGUAUAUGGGAAAAGAAAAAGAUGAAGAUAGGAAUGGCAGGAGUUCCAAGGAUGACGAUAGGGAGAGAGGCAGGAAUAGACUGAGUGACAGCAGGGGAAGGGACAGAGACAGGCAUAGGGAUGAAGAUAGAGGUAGAUGGGACGAGAGAAGAGGCAGGUCCAGGGAUAGGUCGAGAGAGAGGGAAAGGUACAGUGUAAGAGAUAAAUACAGCAGAGACAAACCGUUCGAUAGAGAUAGGAGAGACAGGGAUAGAAGACGCAGUAAAUCACCUCGCGAUGGCGAGAGACCGAAAAGUAGGAGCAGGUCACCAAGGAGGGACAGAUCCCGCUCGAACUCGAGGGAGAGAAGGCGAUUUCCAUAUAAGAAAUUCGAACGAGGUGCGAAUAGGGAGAAGUUUGAAAGAAUGGGAUUCGAACCCAAGAAAACUGACAGCAGCUAUGCUGCGAUGGCGUCUGGUGAUGAACAGAAAGACAGAUUUUUCGUACCUGGAAUUACGGGACGCUUUAGAGAACAGAUAGAGAAAAGGAAAUUAUUGUGGCAAAAGAAAGAGGAGGAAACGCCUAAGCAAGGGCCUAGCAAAGCGCCGGUUGCCACCAAAGUAUGGGAGGCUACUACUUUUGCUCAAGACACUGAUGGAAAAGUCGCUAACAAAUUCAAACGACUUAUGGGGAUGAAGGAUGUAGGCGAAGGCAGUAAGCCCGCCACUGAUGUAUUGAAGAAGCAAGAAGAAAUGUUCAGUUCUAUGGAACAGCAGUAUGAAGUUGCCAGGACAGCGACCCAUACGAUGAGGGGCGUAGGCUUAGGAUUUGGAAGUUACCAGAGAUAAUUUAAGACGUACUAUUAAUGAACUUAUGAAUGUCUUUUUGUAUUGUCGCUUUGAAAUAAUAUUUCUUUUAUCUUUCACCUGACUUGUAUAUAAUGGCAAUAGGUGAUCGAGUUGAAUUUUACUAUGGUGGCUAAUAAAGCAUUAAGUAGUAUUAUUGUUUAAA
Messenger RNA from Acanthoscelides obtectus, 1487 nucleotides. Lineage: Eukaryota; Metazoa; Arthropoda; Insecta; Coleoptera; Chrysomelidae. The record is from the annotation of a GenBank genome assembly.